Molecule: messenger RNA, 1814 nt
Organism: Mangifera indica (mango)
Lineage: Eukaryota; Viridiplantae; Streptophyta; Magnoliopsida; Sapindales; Anacardiaceae
Product: exosome complex component RRP4 homolog
Exons: 9
Coding region: 502-1488 (328 amino acids)
Biological process (GO): poly(A)-dependent snoRNA 3'-end processing; exonucleolytic trimming to generate mature 3'-end of 5.8S rRNA from tricistronic rRNA transcript (SSU-rRNA, 5.8S rRNA, LSU-rRNA); U4 snRNA 3'-end processing
Cellular component (GO): nuclear exosome (RNase complex); cytoplasmic exosome (RNase complex)
Molecular function (GO): RNA binding
Source: RefSeq, a predicted model, not a curated record
UCGCCAGUCCUGCACUCUCGCUCCGUUCUUACUCAGUUCCUUCUCCGAUCAGAUAUACCCUAAUCUCAUAUUUAACGCAAUCGCACGGCUAAUAUAUUUGAAAAUAAUUCUACAUCGCUCUAUAACAGUUCUCUCCGUGUUUAUAAGCUUCAACAAAUCUCCAUCGUCGUCGAUCGGCUUUAUCUCCAGUUUUUUUGUUAGGUUUUUUUUUAAAUUUCGUAGGUCUUAAGUACUCCUUUCCGUCCCAGGCCUCUCGGCUUGUCUCCGUCUCCAGCGUCUCGACUCCUAUCCUCGGCGGCGUUUCGAAGUAUCGGUGAACUCUCGUCCCCCGUUCGUCGGUGAAUAGAUGAUUUGUUCGGCACUUUGGCUUCAUCAGUACAUCGACAGAACGAACUCUCCUCCUCUUUGGCGUCUCAAACUCUCGGUGAAGUCUAGAACAGCCGUCUUCAUCAGUGCAUCGAAUCUGACCCUGUAGGCUCUCUAAAUUAUAAAAGCUUGAAGAUGAGGAAUUUGCAGCUUUCACUGAAUCAAACCCAAAAGAUAAGACUACAAACUGCUCUUGAAAAGCUAGAGUCUUUCUCUUCUAAGUCCAACUCUAACUCCUGUGUCACAGUUGCUGAUAGCAUCCACAUUUACGAAAAUGGCAUUCUGAAGGGCCAUGGAACAUCAGAUCGUAAGGGUGAGCUGGUUGCAACAGUUUGUGGAGUAGUUGAGCGAAUCAACAAGUUGAUAUAUGUGCGGACUUUACGUUCCAGAUACAAGCCAGAGACUGGAGACAUUGUGAUAGGACGUGUUAUUGAGGUUGCUCCGAAGCGGUGGAAAUUGGAAAUAAAUUUCCAACAAGAUGCAAUUUUGAUGCUUUCUUCAAUGAAUUUACCUGAUGGAAUUCAGAGGCGGAGAACUGCUGUGGAUGAACUAAAUAUGCGCAGUAUUUUCACAGAGAAUGAUCUUGUGUGUGCUGAAGUUCGUAGUUCCCAGAAUGAUGGCAGUUUACAACUCCAAGCAAGAAAUCAGAAAUAUGGAAAGCUUGAGAAGGGCCAAAUGCUGAAGAUUGAUCCCUAUCUAGUGAAGAGACGGAAACAACAUUUUCACCACCUGGAAGAGUAUGGAGUUGACUUGAUACUUGGAUGUAAUGGGUUUAUCUGGGUGGGUGAACAUGUCGAAACCAGAGAUAAGAUUGUAGCAGAUCAAUUAAAUGAUUCUGAACAGCCAGCAAAGAAAUCUGAUGGAAUUACCACGGAUCUUGAUGAACAAGUUGAAAAUCAGACCCCACCCGAAACUAGGCAAAACAUAUGCAGAAUUGCUAAUGCCAUUCGUGUCUUGUCUACAUUGGGCUUCAAUAUAACUUUAGAAGUGAUCAUGGAAACAGUGAACUUGAGCAAGACCAUGAAUCUUGACGUUCAUGAGAUGCUUGGAUCUGAGUUUUAUGUUCUCGUUGCAGAAAAAGAGGCAGAAAGGCGAAGCUCAUUUAGCAAGAGAAAGAGGUGAUUUUGGCAUGAAGUCUCAAACCAGAUGUUUGGAGAAUGUUGGAUGGGUCUUGAUUCGAUGAGAAGUGAAAAAGGAAGAAUUAUUUGUGUUCAAGUUGUUAGCUUAAAUGUAACAUGUAUUAACCUUGUCCUGUUGUCGUUAUUUAUCUUUAGAAGUAGAUGGCAACCAAAUUCUGGUCGGUUAGUUUGAUCUGAUGAUUUACACAUCAAAAUUUUUUAGUAGUCUGAUCGGGGCUCAAUAAAUUUCCUCCAGGUUUCGCUAAAGUACAAUAGAACCCACAAAUAUUAGAAUGUGUUUCAAAUAAGAAAAAGUUAGCUUGUGUUUCG